This is a messenger RNA of Miscanthus lutarioriparius, 747 nucleotides long. The record is from the annotation of a GenBank genome assembly. NCBI's taxonomy places the organism in Eukaryota, Viridiplantae, Streptophyta, Magnoliopsida, Poales, Poaceae.
AUGGCAGUGGAGUACUUGUCCGGGUGGCCGCUGUCGUCUUGGAUCAGCCCCGGCGCGGCGCUCUUCCUCUUCGUCAACGUGCUCAUCGGCGCCAUCGUGGUCACGUCCCGCGGGCACCACCAAGGUGGCCGCGCGGCGGCGGCGUCCACGCGGAGGCUCUGCCGGAGCGCGUCGUCCAUGGUCCUCGACCGCCUCCGCUCCUUCUCCAUGUUCGCCGUCCCCGUGGAAGAGUACUACAGCACGUCGUCCCCCGAGCUGGAACUGGAAGCAGAGGAGCUGGAGCAGCCGCACCAACCAGCCGUCGUUGCGGAACCAGCGAGGUCACCUGUUGCGGCGGCAGUAGCAGCUCCUGAGGCAGACGGCGCAUCGUCCAAGAUCGCCAAGGAAGAGGCGGGAGCGGGAGAAGACAUGUCCACCAGCUCGGACGACGAGGCCGCUCACAGUCUGGCGUUGCAGCAGCCGCCGUCGGUAGACGUUGUCAGCGCCGACGAGGCAACUGCGGCCGUUGAGAGCCAGAGCCAGGAGGAGAAGUUGGCGGAAACAACCAUGCAGCAUCGCGCACCUGCGUGCAGGCGGGAAGCGGAGGAAGCACUGGAGGGGAAGGCGGCGCUGAACGCGCGGGCAGAGUCGUUCAUCCGGAGGUUCCGGGAGGAUCUCAAGCUGGAGCGCCUCAACUCCAUCAUCAACUACACCCGCACGCUCCGACGCGGCGCUGGCGCAGCAUCGGCAUCGCCCACCGCGCAGUAG